This is a messenger RNA of Triticum turgidum subsp. durum (durum wheat), 2055 nucleotides long. The record is from the annotation of a GenBank genome assembly. NCBI's taxonomy places the organism in Eukaryota, Viridiplantae, Streptophyta, Magnoliopsida, Poales, Poaceae.
AUGGUCGGAGCACACACGGCAUGCUACGGCACUGCUACCAGUACUACCAUAUUCCCUCCUCUCCUCUGCUGCUCCCGUUCUUCCAGGCGGCGGCGGCAGCUUUGGAUCAGUUUCCACGGCCACCCACCCACCCACCCACCCACCUCCACCGGCCCGUUCCUGCUCCGGCGAGCUCGUCGACACCUGGAGCAAACACAUUCUUAUCCCGGGCAUCAUCUGGCCAUGUUUGCGCAGUUCGUGCGUCGAUUUGCUUCCCUUUUCGGGGCUGUUACUAGAACAGGUGAUAGAGCCAGGAUUCUGCCAGCACAAAUGACGAUCUGUAGCUGCGAGGAGACCAUCAAUGAGUUCGAGAUGUUGACGCGCGAUGCUGGGCGCGUGCAGCAGGAUACGCUGAAAAGGAUCCUUGAGGCGAAUGCCGAUGCUGAAUAUCUGAGGCAGUUUGGCCUCGACGGGAGGACUGAUGCCCAGAGCUACAAAUCUUGCAUCCCGCUGUGCGUGCACAGCGACGUUGAACCUUUCAUCCAGAGGGUUGUUGAUGGUGAUAGCGCACCAGUGCUCACCGGGAAGCCCAUCACCUCCCUCUCCCUCAGUUCUGGUACGACGCAGGGGAAGCCUAAGUUCCUGCCAUUUAAUGAUGAAUUGCUUGAGAACACACUUCAAAUAUUCCGUACUUCAUACGCAUUCAGAAACCGUGAAUACCCUAUCGGCGAAGGAAAGGCCUUGCAAUUUGUUUAUGGUAGCAAGCAAUCCUUGACGCCUGGUGGCAUCCUUGCUACAACUGCAACAACAAACCUGUACCGGAGUCAGCGCUACAAGGAAGGGAUGAAGGAUAUCCAGUCUCAGGGCUGCAGCCCCGACGAAGUCAUCUUUGGCCCUGACUUCAACCAAUCCUUGUACUGUCACUUGCUCUGUGGGUUGAUAUAUUCGGACGAGGUCCAUUUUGUGUUCUCGACGUUUGCUCACAGCCUAGUGCAUGCAUUUCAAACAUUGGAGGAGAUCUGGGAAGACCUCUGUGCUGAUAUAAGAGACGGUGUUCUUUCAGAAAGAAUCACAGUACCAUCAAUUCGCGGGGCUGUUUCAAAGAUUCUGAAGCCCAACCCCGAGCUUGCUGACUCGAUCCACAACAAGUGUGCGGGCUUGAGCAACUGGUAUGGUGUGAUCCCGGCACUGUGGCCCAAGGCAAAGUACGUGUAUGGCAUCAUGACAGGGUCCAUGGAGCCGUAUCUGAAGAAGCUGCGGCAUUAUGCUGGGCAUUUGCCGCUGAUCGGUGCUGACUACGGCGCGUCCGAAGGAUGGGUUGGCUCUAACAUCGACCCCACGGUACCGCCUGAGCAGGUGACGUAUGCUGUUCUGCCGCAGACUGGUUAUUUUGAGUUCAUUCCUUUGGAGAAGCCAACAGGGGAGGAGACGGAGAACAGUGCAGCUAUUCAUUACAUCGAGUCCGAGCCGGUUGGCUUAACUGAAGUUGAGGUUGGCAAAAUCUAUGAAGUUGUGCUCACUACCUUUGCAGGCCUAUAUCGCUACAGACUAGGAGACGUGGUGAAGAUAGCGCGCUUCCACAACUCGACGCCGGAGCUCCAGUUCAUCUGCCGCAGGAGCCUGGUGCUGAGCAUCAACAUCGACAAGAACACCGAGAAGGACCUGCAGCUGGCCGUCGAGGAGGCGGCGAAGCUUCUGGAAGGGGAGAAGCUGGAGAUCGUGGACUUCACGAGCUACGUGGAGAAGUCGAGCGACCCGGGCCGGUACGUGAUCUUCUGGGAGCUGAGCUCUGAGGCCACAGACGAUGUUCUGAGCGGGUGCGCCAACGCGCUGGACCUGGCAUUCCUCGACGCGGGCUACAUGGGGUCGAGGAAGAUCAAGACCAUUGGCCCGCUCGAGCUCCGGGUCCUGAGGAAGGGCACAUUCAGGGAGAUCCUACUCCAUUUCCUGACCCUAGGAGGCGCGGUGAGCCAGUUCAAGACGCCCCGGUUCGUGAGCCCGGGCAACGGCAAGGUGCUGCAGAUCCUGAACCGGAACGUGACCAAGAGCUACUUCAGCACCGCGUAUGGGCUAUGA